Labeo rohita (rohu) is the source of this 1117-nucleotide messenger RNA. RefSeq lists its product as uncharacterized. The transcript has 3 exons. The annotation marks the transcript as partial. The record is from RefSeq and is a predicted model, not a curated record. Lineage: Eukaryota; Metazoa; Chordata; Actinopteri; Cypriniformes; Cyprinidae.
GGGUUUCAUAGCGUUACGAUUCCCGGUCCCGCCCACUCCCGCUGACAUUUUUUCCUGUCCCGUCCCAAUCCCGUGAUUAUUAGUGAUUUUGUUUCCCAUCCCGCGGGAUUCCCGUGGGAAUCCCGUGACCCGCGGGAUUCCCGAAAAAAAUGUCAGCCUCUAGUCUGUAGAGCCGCAUGAACAGAUAUUUUCGUUUUGCCGGUUCAUCGGGAAAACGCCCUAUUCAAGAAGAAAAAGAAGAAGAAGAAGAAGAAAACGCCCUAUAUGCCAGAUGGCCAGUGAUGGAGUAACGAACACAUUCAGCUGAACAGAAUAGCAUAAAUGCAUUUUAAUUCAUUAACAGUAUACAUUUAUUUAUUAUAAUCUCCAUUGAUCUACUUUAUUAAAUUUAGAAUCUACAGCUCUACGUAAAACAUGCAGAGCACGUUAUUGCCUUUUCUAUUCGUAUUAUUCAUGCAUGGUGUGUCCGGUGCAGAGACAGAUGAGAUCGUGGAAGUGAUGGAGGGAGAUUAUGUCACUCUACACACCAAUCUUACUGAAAUACUGAACCAUGAUACCAUACUGUGGAUGUUUGGACCUAAAGAUUCUAUCAUCUCUCAAAUAACGAGAAAGAACAGUUUGACCUCUUUUUUUGUAACCGAUGAUGUGGGAUUCAAAGGCAGAUUGCAGGUGGAUCAAAACACUGGCUCUCUCACCAUCAGAAACUCCAGGGUCAGACACUCUGGUCUAUACAAACUGAGCAUCUCUAGAGAAAAGACUACAUCUAAGACAUUUAAUGUUACUGUCUUUAGUUUGGUUGGUGAGAGAGAUGGAGUGAAGUCAGUAUCAGUUAAGGAGGGAGAUUCUGUCACUUUACACGCUGAUACUGAAAUGAACACAGAUUAUCUAAUCCUGUGGAGGUUUGGAUAUACAGGCAUCCUCCUGGCUAAAACUGAUGUAGAGACUAAUGAGACCUCAUUAUAUGACACAGAUGAGAGGUUCAGAGGUCGACUGCAGCUGGAUCAUCAGACUGGAUCUCUGACCAUCAAGAACACAAGAACCACGGACUCUGGACCUUAUGAACUACAGAUUAGAGGCAAUGAGAACUCACACAAGACAUUUAUCCUUUCUGUCAGUG